UGAGUACUCUAUUUUGAACCUAGCAGCGCUCCGUAGUCUGACGUUUGCUGUGAAAAUUAGGCUCCAGCUGCAAAUAGCGGCUUACAGAUCUUCAGCUGGCCGGGGUUUAGGUUACAGCAACCGGUCACAACAGGAGGAGAGUACUGGGACGGCGAGAAGCGGCGGGUUAGUGUUUGCUAUAGCUAGGCUGUUAGCUUUAGCUUUUAGCCUGCCGUUAGCUUCAAAGACUGCUAGGAAACCAAACCGACCCGAGAGACGGAGGCACAAACCCGCGUUCAUCUCACUGACACCCAGAACCAGAACCGAACCGGUUAGCUGGUGUUAAACCGACUACUGCGCAGUGUAUGGAUCGGUGAAUCCAGUUCCCGUCAGGAUGAGCACAAAGGGAGGUGUUACGGCUCUGACCCGCAGGAACUACAGACUGGCCUCGGACACGGACAAACCCAGAUCCACAGGUAUCGUGAAUGAGAAGCUGCUGAGCGACUACCUGCAUCAUGUGUUUCCUUCCACCAAACAGGGACAGACUGUCGCCUCUCUCAGAAAGCCUCUUGGUUUCCAGGACCUGGGAUCUCACUUGGAGAAACUUCUGUCUGAGGAAGAACCUUCUGAGGAAAGCAGAGAUCAGUCUGCAGAAGGCCGCCUGGGUCCUCAGCCCGUGGUACUGGAUCACACCAGCGGCUUCGAAGGUCUGCUGUUUGUGGAUGAUGACCUGCUGGGGGUGAUCGGCCACAGUAACUUCAGCUCCAUCAGAGCCACCAGCUGUGUGUUUAAAGGGAAAUGGGCCUACGAGGUUCUGAUCUCCUCCCAGGGGCUGAUGCAGAUCGGCUGGUGCACACUGAGCUGUCGCUUCAACCAAGAGGAAGGCGUAGGGGACACUCCAGACUCCUACGCCUAUGAUGGGAACCGGGUGAGGAAGUGGAACGUGACGACCACCAACUACGGAAAGUCUUGGGCAGCUGGAGACAUUGUGAGUUGUCUGAUCGACCUGGAUGAGGGCACCAUCACCUUCUGCCUGAACGGUCAGUCUCUGGGUACGGCCUUCAACAACAUUAAGACGGGCCCCGGCGUCGCGUACUUCCCGGCCAUCAGCCUGUCCUUCAAAGAAUCGGUGGCUUUUAACUUCGGCAGCAGACCGCUCAGAUACCCAGUGGAAGGCUACCUGCCCCUUCAGGACCCCCCCACCGCAGACCUGCUGAAGGCCCACAGACUGCUGGGUUACAUCAAGAAUGUUCUGUCUGUCACCAUCGAUGCCCAGGAGGAGAAGCUGUUGGAGAAGGACUCUGCAGCCUGGAGGCUUCAUGGAGAACCAACCAUUCUCAUCACUCUGGCUCACAUCUUCAACUAUUUUGCUCCUCUCAUGUGUAAGGUCUACCUGGUGGAGGAUGUUCUGAUGAACUUCCUGCUGGGGAUCCUGGAAGGAGGAGGAUCUGUGGAUGAACAUCCGCUCAUCCAGCAGCUGCUGGACCUCUUUUGGCUGCUAAUGGAGGACCACGAGGUAAACGAGUGUCUAAAGCAGCUCAUGAUGUCUCUUCUGAGGGCGUACCGUUUCUCUCCCAUCAUCCCAGACCUGGGCUUCCAGAUCCACUAUCUGCGCCUGACCACGGCCAUCUUGCGUCAUGAGAAGUCCAGGAAGUACCUGCUCAACAAUGUCCUGUUUGAUGUUCUACGUUCUGUGGUCUUCUUCUACAUUAAGACUCCUCUGAGGGUUAAGGAGGCGGGGCUGGAGGAGCUCAUCCCGACCACCUGGUGGCCCACACACUUCGAUAAAGAGGGUAAAGAUGAACGAGAGCCCACAGACGAGAGUUCAGACGAGCGUCUGAGGCGCCGAGCAUACGAGAGAGGCUGCCAGAGGCUGAAGAAGAGGAUCGAAGUGGUGGAGGACCUGCAGGUCCAGAUCCUCAAGCUGCUGCUCAACAAUAAAGAUAAAACGACGGGUGAAGCUUCUCGUUACAUUUUCCUUAACAAGUUCAGGAAGUUCCUGCAGGAAAACGCCAGCAACCGAGGGCAUCCCACAGCUCUGUGCCCUCCGGAGUACAUGGUGUGUUUCCUGCACCGCCUCAUCACCGCCGUGAGGAGCUGCUGGGAUGAAGGCAACAGGAAGAGCCCCAGCAGCCUCAGCAGUGAAGAUGCCUACGUCCCCCCGCAGCUCUUCUACAAUGGGAAGGUCGACUACUUUGACCUGCAAAGACUGGGGGGGCUCCUUUCUCACCUGAAGAAAACCCUUAAAGAUGACCUUUCCAGUAAGGCCAACAUCGUCAUCGAUCCUGCAGAGAUCCAAGCCGCUUCCAUGGACGACCUGGAUGAAGACGAGGAGAGCGGGGCUGCUCAGAGGCCAUUCGGAGCAGCAGCAAUGGGCGGAGCUUUAGCCAGGCCCAGCUGGUUGAGUUCUCCCACUCUGGGCCGGGCCAACCGGUUCCUGAGCACGGCCGCGGUCAGCCUGAUGACCCCCAGACGGCCGCUGUCUCAACCAGAUAAGGUCAAGGUCCGGACCUUGGCUGUGGAGCAGCGUACCGAGGAGGACAUCGAAGGGAGCCACGGAAACGACGGCCUGUUGCUGGGGCGACCGCAGGAGGAGCCAGAUCAGCCAAUCACAGACAAGUCUCUGCUUGAGAUCAUCGACGGUAUUGUGAUGAUGUACAACCUGAGCGUUCAUCAACAGCUGGGGAAGAUGGUGGUGGUGGCAGACGAGGUCCAUGAAUACGCCGUGGCUCUGAAGGACACGGAGGAGAAGAUCGCUCGCUGUCCUGCUCGGCGUGCUGACAUCCUGGACGAGCUCCAGAAGAGUCAAAAUGUUUUUGCAGAGAAGCUGAACCACCUGAGCCGCAGAUUGGCCUGGAUCAACGCCACCAUCUACUCCAAGGAGAAAAUGCUGGACGUCUAUUGGCUGCUUUGUGUUUGCAUCCGGACCAUCGAGCACGCCGACGCCACCGGUACGUUGUUCGCCUUCACUCCAGAGUUCUACCUCAACGUGGCCAUGAACACAUACAGCGCCCUCAAGAACUACUUCAGCCCUGCUAACGGCAUGGAGGAGCUGCCAGGCUAUGAAGAAACGCUGACUCAGCUCGCCGCCAUCCUCGCCAAGCACUUUGCGGACCCGCGCAUCGUUGGAACAGAUAUCAAAGAUUCCCUGAUGCAGGCGUUGGCCAGCUACGUCUGUUACCCACAAUCCCUCAGGGCGGUGGAGCGGAUCCCAGAGGAGCAGCGAGUGGCCAUGAUGAGGAACCUUCUGGCUCCAUAUGAGCAGAGGCCCUGGGCUCAGACCAAUUGGAUCUUGGUCAGACUUUGGAGGGGUUGUGGGUUUGGCUACAGGUACACCCGUCUGCCUCACCUGCUGAAGACCAAACCUGAGGACGCCAACCUGCCCAGCCUGCAGAAACCGUGCCCGUCGUUGCUGCUGCAGAGACACAUGGCGGAGCUACUGAGCAUGGACAAAGACAUGGCCGCCUCUUUUCUCAACAGCGUCCUGAACCAGCUCAACUGGGCCUUCUCUGAGUUCAUCGGUAUGAUCCAGGAGAUCCAGCAGGCUGCAGAGCGUCCAGAGAGAAACUAUGUGGACACUCGUCAGCUGAAGGUGUGUGCAACCUGCUUCGACCUGUCUGUCAGCCUGCUGAGGGUUCUGGAGAUGACGGUCACCUUGGUCCCAGAGAUCUUUCUGGACUGGUCCCGCCCGUCAGCAGAGCUGCUUUUGAGACGGCUUGCUCAGCUGCUGAACCAGGUUCUGAAUAGAGUGACGGCUGAGAAGAACCUGUUUGAUCGGGUCGUUAACCUCAGGCUGCCAGGUCUGGAGAGUGUGGACCACUACCCGAUCCUAGUGGCAGUGACAGGAAUCCUGGUCCGGAUCCUGGUGGAUGGAGACAAACAGGGAACAUCUCGAGCUGCCGCCGUCCUCCUCUCUGACCCCUGCUUCCAGCUCCACUCCAUCCAGCACCUCCUAGGAGAGCCAGGAGACCCCCCCAAUGCGUCAUCUGUCAGCCGUCCUGUGGCCGCCUCUUUGGGUUCCUCUGUGGCUCCUCUGGCUCCUUCUGCAGCUGUAAACUCCUCAGAGAGGAAACAUUUCUCCCUGCAUGCAUACACCGACUACAUCAGCCAGGAGGAGAAGCAGAAGGUUGAGAUGAUGCUGGAGUUUCUCACUGAAGAGUCUAAACAGGCCGCCGCCUCCACAGCACCAACCAGUGAGGAAGAUCUCUGUCCCAUUUGCUACGCCCACUCCAUCUCUGCUGUGUUCAGGCCCUGCUCGCACAAGUCCUGCAAAGCCUGCAUCAACCAACAUCUGAUGAACAACAAGGACUGUUUCUUCUGUAAAGCCACCAUCACCGGGGUAGAAGAUUACAGCAAGCCCUCCUCCUCCUAACACACACACACACCUGAAAAUACACAUCUGACCCAAACCUAGCAGAACACCCCCGCCACCCCGCAUGAAGGCAUCUGCAGAGUCACAAGCGCUCAAUGAGCUUCAAGCUCGAUCAAACCGGUGGGAAGAACCUUUAUUUUGAAAGUGCCCAAGUGUAUGUGUGACACUGAAACCCCCUUUGACUCCGGACUGUUCUUCACGCUCAGGAUCAGAACACUGUUUGUUUUACUGGACCUUCUUGUUCUUUUUCAGUUUUUCUUCUAUAAAUGGUUCAGAACCAACUUUAGUCCCAUUUUAGUUUAGUGCAUCUCUGCAGGUCUGAUGAUUUCAGCUGCAGUCA
Molecule: messenger RNA, 4691 nt
Organism: Cyprinodon tularosa
Lineage: Eukaryota; Metazoa; Chordata; Actinopteri; Cyprinodontiformes; Cyprinodontidae
Product: E3 ubiquitin-protein ligase RNF123
Exons: 40
Coding region: 374-4351 (1325 amino acids)
Cellular component (GO): cytoplasm
Molecular function (GO): protein binding; ubiquitin-protein transferase activity
Source: RefSeq, a predicted model, not a curated record